Stegodyphus dumicola is the source of this 813-nucleotide messenger RNA. RefSeq lists its product as uncharacterized. The record is from RefSeq and is a predicted model, not a curated record. NCBI's taxonomy places the organism in Eukaryota, Metazoa, Arthropoda, Arachnida, Araneae, Eresidae.
GCAAGGUACGUAGUAUUAGCGCUGAUAUUUUGUGUUUUAAUUAUCUUAUUUUAGUUAUGUGUUUGUCUAAGCAAUCUGAAAAGAUGAAAAUACUCAUAAUCGGGGAUUCUAUGAUUAAAUAUUUACAAGAAUAUUUGUCUGCGAAUUUACCUGAUUACGAAGUUGAUUUUCGUUGCUUUCCAGGAGCUAGGAUUGAAAGGUUGACACGUGAGAUUGCCUUUAUGAACAACCAUUUUCAUUUAGUUUUGGUCCACGUUGGUACCAAUAAUUCAAAUGACGAUUUAGAUGAAAUUCAUCGUAAAUAUGGUUGUCUAUAUAAGGGAAUUGAACGAUUAAACCCGAAGGUCAUUCUGUUUUCAGGUGUUCUCCCACGAUGCCCGGAUUUAUAUCGAGAUUGUAACACGUAUCACCUACAAGAACUUAAUAGGAAGAUACUAAACAUAAAUUCAAGAUUUCUCGCAACAUACGAAGGUAAAGAUGGGUUUUUCUUUUGCAGCUCUUUUGACUAUUCUUGGAGUACUUGUUUAUCCAGAGACGGUUUACACCUAAAUCGGAGAGGUAAUCAGCAGCUGGGGAAAAUUUUUGUAAAAGAUAUCAGGAUAAGUUUGACUGUUGCAGAGUUGCAUGGUAGCUGAAUGAUCUCUUAUAUGGAUGGAUGCCAUGCCAGUAUAAGAAGAGAUUAAGUCCCAAUGGCAAUUGUUUUUGUGAUUGACUGUGCAAUAUAUUUGUAAAGCUUUCAGAAAAUAAUUGCUUUUAGGACAUAUAAAAAUAUGUUCCCCAUAUAGAAUUUAAAGAACAUCUGGUAAAGUUACA